Molecule: messenger RNA, 1014 nt
Organism: Ooceraea biroi (clonal raider ant)
Lineage: Eukaryota; Metazoa; Arthropoda; Insecta; Hymenoptera; Formicidae
Product: ras guanine nucleotide exchange factor P-like
Source: RefSeq, a predicted model, not a curated record
AUGACGAUGACGAUGACGAUGAUGAUGACAACGACGGAGACGACGACGGCUACGGAGCGUGCUGCUCUUCGGGAAAAAAAACAUAAGGGUUCCAAUUGGACCGAAGAAGAAACGCGAACUUUCAUCAAUCUUUGUAUCGAAAAAAGAAUAAUAAAAAUGAUGGAUGGAAAGCGCCACAAACAUAUCGACAUUUACAAUUCAUUGGAACCAGCAAUGAAAGAAAUGGGCUUCAUAAAAAGUGGUGCGCAAAUGAAAAUAAAAUUAAAACAUUUGAAAGAACAGUAUUUUAAAUGUAAGAGAAACAAUACAGGUGGUGCUAGUCGGCAAACGUUCGUCUUUUAUGAAGAAAUGGAAGAACUUCUUGGCGGAAGGCCAUCUGUCGAAGCCAUUGCAAGUACUGGUAUUGAUUUGACUGAAAGUAGCAAUCAAGAAAUAAUGCAAGAAGAAAGUGUUGAAGAGGAUGUUGAAGAAGUUGAAGCAAACGUAGAAAACAUAGAAAAUAAUGAUCCCGCUCCGAAUAAUUCAUCUUCAAAAAAAAGAAAAAUAAGUGGUCGUAAUACACACAUGAAUUUGGCGGACAAUUUCGCAGAAGUUUUUGCGAAGAAACAAGGUGAGGAGUUGCAGAAAAUAAUAACGAAUCAAAUGCACAUGUUUAAUGAUGCAAUACAUGAGCAAAUGAAAAAUCAACAAAAAUGGGAACAGGAAAUGAUGGAGAAAGAACACCAGCACCAGCUGUUGAUUGUGAAUACUUUCAUGAAGGGAUUAGGAGAAAUGCAAACAAACAACCCUCAGGUUCCUCAGUUGCGACCGAUAUCAAUUCCAUUACAAACAUUUCCUUCGUCACCUUCGCCUACUAACAAUGUAUAUCUAUACAAAUCACCAUCUCCUUUAUCAAGAACACCAACACCAUCCUCACCGUUUUCUAUUUCUCUAUCUCCUUCAUCAUCGACUUCUACAAAUUGUUCUUCGACACCGUUAGCAUCACCCUCAUAUACUGAUAAUAAUAAGAAAUAA